Trematomus bernacchii (emerald rockcod) is the source of this 676-nucleotide messenger RNA. RefSeq names its product chromosome unknown C15orf40 homolog (gene cunh15orf40). Gene Ontology annotation, cellular component: cytoplasm. The record is from RefSeq and is a predicted model, not a curated record. The transcript is spliced from 4 exons. Bases 57 to 548 code for a protein of 163 amino acids. NCBI's taxonomy places the organism in Eukaryota, Metazoa, Chordata, Actinopteri, Perciformes, Nototheniidae.
UUUGUUUACAUUGUUAGCAUCUCUGCUCCGUGCUUCAGCUAACAGCUAGCAGGUGGAUGUUGUCCCGCACAGCUUUGACUGUAAAUUGUAGUUUUAUAGGUUUAUCUAAAUGUGUUCAGUCAUUCCAAGCUAACCGGCUAACAGUGCUAACGGUCAGGAGCUCAUCCGGAAACAGGAAGAUGCCCAAAAAAGGAAAAGCGCAGGUCAAAGUUCAGCCGGCUGCAGUGGUUCAGCAGGAAGCUCCUUCUUCUCCGGUGACUCGAGAUAGAAGUGGAGCCGUUACCGUUACCGUUCACGCCAAACCAGGCGCCAAACACAGCGGCAUCACAGAUAUCUCUGCGGAGGCGGUGGGCGUCUCCAUCGCAGCGCCUCCUACAGACGGAGAAGCGAACACGGAGCUCAUCAGAUACCUGGCCGAGGUUCUGGACCUGAAGAAAAGUCACAUUUCUCUGGACAAGGGCUCCAGGUCCAGAGACAAAGUGAUCAGAGUCGACUCCUCCCUCAGUCCUGAGGAGGUGAUGAGGAGAAUCAGAGAGGAAGCUGGGUGAGGAAGAGGAGGAGGAGGAAGAUGUGCAGUCGCCAACGUCUUCCUACGAUUUUUGCUUCUAAGGAAAAAUGAAAAUGUAAUUAAAUGUUUUUCAUUAAUUUAAUAAAAAUAUCCCAUUUUUAAAAUGUU